Messenger RNA from Neltuma alba, 967 nucleotides. RefSeq names its product DNA-directed RNA polymerase V subunit 7-like. NCBI's taxonomy places the organism in Eukaryota, Viridiplantae, Streptophyta, Magnoliopsida, Fabales, Fabaceae. The coding region runs from base 108 to 647 and encodes 179 amino acids. Gene Ontology annotation, molecular function: single-stranded DNA binding; single-stranded RNA binding. The transcript has 2 exons. Gene Ontology annotation, biological process: DNA-templated transcription initiation. The record is from RefSeq and is a predicted model, not a curated record.
GGGGAAUUCAUAAGCCAAUUUUACAAUUUGAGGUACCACUGGUAAUACCAUUUGCCGCUGAGGAUUGUUGCCUGUAUUGGUGAAAGGACGGAGAAACAAAGAAAACAAUGUUUCUCAAAGCGCAGCUGCCUUGGAAUGUCAUACUUUCCCCAGAAAGCCUAGAAAAAGGUGGUCUGAUGCUCCAACGGUCAAUAAUCAUCCGCCUUCUGGAUGACUUUGCUGUGAAAAAGGCAACUAAAGAUCUGGGGUACUAUCUUGCUGUGACCACACUGGAGAGGAUAGGAGAAGGAAAAGUGAGGCAGCAUACUGGGGAUGUGCUUUUUCCUGUUGUUUUUAGUGCUCUUACUUUCAAGAUCUGCAAGGGAGAGAUCUUGCAGGGUGUAGUCCACAAGGUUUUGAAGCACGGGGUUUUCUUGAGGUGCGGACCUGUUGAGAGUCUGUAUCUCUCAAAUGUGAAGAUGCCUGACUACCGCUAUGUCCCCGGUGAAAACCCUUACUUCUUGAAUGAUAAAAUGUCCAAGAUUGGAAAAGAUGUUGUGGUUCGCGUUGUUGUUAUUGGGACAAAGUGGCUGGAGGCACAGAGGGAAUUUCAGGCACUGGUCAGUUUGGAAGGGGAUUAUCUAGGGCCCGUUUCUUCUGAAAUUUAGCCAUGUGGACAAAACACAACACUACGUAAAAGGUUUCUUGGUUUUUGUUGUUAGGCUGUCCAAUCAAAACAUAACGUCCCCCCCCCCCCGGGGGUAUGUAGUUAGUGCUUAGUUAUGCGGUGUUGAACCUUAAAAGAGCCCUCUUGUUAUGUCCAUAAUUUGUUAGCAAACAAUUGAAGACUAGAAGCUGAGCUUGCCCCUUGUUGUGUAUUUGUUGUCUAGAUUAGUACUGACCAGGUAGCGGGAUUGUCUUCUGUCUUGUCUAUAUGCACUGAUUAAGAAGCCUUUGAACCAUAAUUAUGGUCCGUACGUUCGUGUUG